Messenger RNA from Mercenaria mercenaria, 5448 nucleotides. RefSeq lists its product as uncharacterized. NCBI's taxonomy places the organism in Eukaryota, Metazoa, Mollusca, Bivalvia, Venerida, Veneridae. Bases 150 to 2957 code for a protein of 935 amino acids. The record is from RefSeq and is a predicted model, not a curated record. The transcript is spliced from 3 exons. Gene Ontology annotation, molecular function: nucleic acid binding.
CAGACUUGUUUGCCUUGCCAACUGUUACGUUAAUGUGGUAGUUUACGGCUGCGAGUAUCCUCACCAGACAAUGGUUGAAUUGAAGGAACUUAUUCAGCAGCUGUAACUCUGUCUUUUCAUCUUGUAAAUAAUGUAAAUAGAUUGCUAAAAUGAAUUAUUACGAACAAUUUUAUGAUGACCUUGAAUUCUGUGACCCUGAUGAGGACCCUUAUUACUACAGGGACCCUUACUACCACAAUGACCCCUACUAUGGCAAUGACCCCUAUAUCCAUGAUGACCCCUUUCAGCGUGAAGAUCCUCGUUUCUACAGAGAACAUGGUGAUCAUGAAGAUGAGAGGUAUUACAGGGAGCGGGGUCAUGGACAGUACCACCAGGACAGACGGGUACCAUCUAGCAGGGGUAGCAGCUGGGGCCGUGGGGUAGAUGUAGCUCAUGGCAGGGGUCAUGGACCGCUGAGGGACCAAGGUGGAUCUAGCAGGGGACGUGGGAUGGAUGGUGGUCGAGGCAGGGUUCGUGGAACUUCUUCCAGAGACAGUGAUGGGUCUAGCAGAGGACGAGGAAAUGAAAGAAAUUUGCGUGAUAGAGGAAGAGGAAGAGGCAGGGGAAAUAUAUUUCGGGGUAAUACUAAAAGUGGAAUGAAAGCUUUGAACUUUGUUAAAGAAGGGUCAAGUAACUCUGCAAUGACAUCAGUUGAAAAGACUUCAGAGCAGGAAAAGAAUGAAAAGGCAAGAGGUAAUGAAAGUGAUCAGAUUAGGUUUGAUUAUAGAAGUUUUCAGAAUGAGCCGUCAGAGAGUGAGAAGGAGGUAGAGCAGGCACUGAAGGCCUACACUUGUCAUUUGGGGUUCGGCUAUGGAUACGGUCCACGGACUGAUCUGAUUGAAGGCGAACAGCCAGAAUGGUUAAUUGGGACCGAAACAGAUGUUCAGCCGGAUGGUCAGGUGUCUUUAAAUGCCACUAAGGAUGAAGUCAUGCCAGAGGCUGAUGAGAAAAUGGCUCCAAAAACAAAUGUAAAGACUGCCAUGGUUAGUCCAGCCUGCAAUUUUGUGAAAGCAAAAUCUGAAUUCCACAGUAUUGAUGUUGCUUUUCAUGAAACUUUGGAAGAGGAAAAACCAAAGCCAAACUCUCUGAGUGUCAAUUUCGGCAAUAAAAGAGUUGGUCUUGGCUUUGGAGUAAGUGCAAGCAGACCGUCUGCCCAAAGUGUUGAUAUAUCAGCUUCCUUUAAAUCUGGUGUUAAAGAUGGUUGUAACCUGCGGAUUGAUGCCAAAUUUAAAAAGUUGCAGGAUGCAGUGAAAGCAAGGAGCCUUCCAAACAAAAAUGCCAUAGAGAUAUUGCACAUGGCAGUUGAUAAAGUGAAAAUGGUGAUCAGUGAUGAAGUUAGUUUAGGUAAUAGGACACCAACUGGUCAACCAACAUUUAUGUGUAGACUAGAGAUAGAUGGGAUUUUUAUUGCCUCAGGUCAGGCAACUGCUAAAAAAGCAGCGAAACACGAGGCAUACCAAAAUGCUUUGAAAGUUGUUUCCCAUCAGGCUUUAACUGUGAAAGAAAUUUCACAAGGUGUGUUUGCACUAAAGCAGAAAGAUGCAGAAUUCAAAGUUCCAGAUGUUCCAGGACAGUUACAAAAUACAGGUACAAAAGGUACAGGACAAAAACCACAUUAUGUACCAGGUCAGAAAAGUCAGACUGGUCCAAAUCAAGUUGCACAGUCAGAGAAAUCAGUGGUCCAGUCAGCAAGUACACUCAGUCAGGCUGGGCUGUCUACAUACAGUAAGCCAAAGAUUGUAUUCCACCAACCGUCACACCCUUUGAAUAGUAAACCACUAGAAUUCAAGCAGAGUGAGUCGCCACAGACUGGUUCACAGAGUGAACAGACUGGAAAGAGCACACCCGAAGCCUUAGCAAUGAAAUUGCUUAAUUUUGUGAAAGAAGGUGCAAACGUGGAAAAACAGACUGAAAAAAGCUUUCCAGGUAUGAGUCAGCCUACAAGUUGUCAGAGAGGCAGUAUAAAUCAAAGAAACUUUGCACCACAGAAUACAAGAAAAAGACCAUCAGGAAAUUUGGAUGCAGGAAGAUUAAAAGUUCAAAAGAAGGGUGGCAAUGUGAAUCAUUCCAUUGAGGAUUUAUCUCAGUUUAUAUUGAUUGACAGCACACCAAUGAAUCAGACUGUCAAUGAAUUGUCUAUGUUACAUAACAGUGCUAAUUUUAACAAAGUCGUUCUAAAGCUCGAGUAUGAAAAUGAUCCAAAUGGUGUGAGGUGUAGUUUAGUAUUGUCAGAUAUAAUAGUUGCCAUAUCACAUGGACCAACCAAAGAAGAUGCAAAACACCAAGCGGCCGUUGAUUCAUUGAAUUAUCUCCGCGAGUUUUGUUACACUAUAAAAAUAAAGCAAGCCGUAGAUUCGGAUGCUGGUGGUUUAACAAAGGAGCAGUUGCUAAGUGAUAUACAGAAAGCUGGAGAGGGUGGUAGUAAUGAUGUUAUACCUGAUAGUAACAUUGGUAACAUGCUGCUACGGAAAAUGGGUUGGGUUGGUGGAGGCUGUGGAAAAGACGGAACUGGUAUCGCAGAGCCAGUGAAAGCCGAGAUGAUCAUUGGGCGAGAGGGACUUGGCUUAAAAGCUGAGAGAGGAAUUGGGAAAAACUUCCAUCAGAGAGUCACAAAAAUGUUGCAGGAUUACAUUAAGUCAGAUGAACAGAAGGAUUUACAUUUUUCCUCCGAGUUGCAGAAGGAGGAACGUGCUAUUAUUCAUACUAUAGGUCAGAAACUUGGUCUUAAAACGCACAGUAAGGGUAAAAAUGAUAACAGGUACUUGAUAGUUAGCCGUAAGCGAAGUGCUCAACAGUUGCUGGAGCAUGUUAGGGAAAGUGGUGGUUCUACAAGUAAAUAUGAGUUGAUACCACCUGGGGACCCGACCCUUGAUUUGAUGAGACGUGAAGAUAUUUCUCAUGGUCAUUGUAAACAGUAAACUCAUUUUUUUUUCUAUGUGUCUGCCUUAUUGAAUGUUUAGAGAAUGUCAUUUUAUGCCAUUAGGCCAUUGAAAAAAGUUUUAGGUUUUAAAAAAAAAGUAUUUAUGAUUACUUGUCAAUGAAUGAAUGAAUCCAUUGAUAGAGUAAGUAUUCAAGAACAUUUCUCUGGAACGUACUUUUCUAUUUUAUUUGCAAGGCAGUGGUUGUGACACUUCGUAAUAAGUAAAAGCAUAUAAAAACACUUCAAUGGUAACAGUAACUUCCUUAAAACUAUCUGCUCUAGUACAGGACAAAACAAGGACAUUACAUUUUUACAGUAGCAUAUACUUUGUACAUUAUAAUAGAAGACUAAUUGGUGCAGAUACAUUACUAACAUAAUGUUGAAAGUCUAUUUUCAAUAUAGAUACCAAUGUACAAACAUUUUUCACACAUUUAGAUUGAUCAAACUGUGAUUAAAAUUUUUACUAUGCUUAAACAUUUGAUUUAGUGAUUAUUAUUAUGUUUUCAGUUUCCAGUUUGUUUGUUAGAUACUGUGAAAUGUUUUUGAUUGUUGAUUUGUUGUUCCUACAACUCUUCUGCCAUUAUUUUAGGUUAGCUAGUUAAGUACUGGUGAGAAAUCCAGGAAUGUUGAAAACAUCAUCAUAUUACUAUAUUUGUGUUUUUAUUAACGUAUGUAUGUUUACGGGUGCCUGACAUUUCAUCUAAAACCAUUUCAUAGAUAUGACAUUUUGCCAGAUAUGACAAAUUGUCAGCAUGACUUUCUGUCAAAUACAGCGUUUUGGCGAGUACUAAAUUAUAAUGAAUUACUUUGAAUUUUAUUGAAAAUUUUAUCAAAAUUCAGUUGGCAGUUGUUUUCAGUCUUUGCCGUAAAUGUGCUGUGGAAAAGCUGUAUCGUGUAGCACAUUCGAUUGUUAAAAUAAAAAUGGGGGAAAAAAAUGAAUUAUUACUAAACAAAUUUAUUUCAUUGAUGAUUAAUUAACAUAUAAUUGCGUGUUCUGUAAUGUUUUUGUAAUAUGGUGUCAGCCCAGUAUCAUUUCUUUUUCUUUGCGGUAUAGUAAAACAAGCAUUUUUGGAAUUGAACUGUGAAUUCCACAACAAAAUUACAGCAAUGGCAGCUCUGUAUUUCUAAAGUUUAACACUUUCCCAGUAAUUUCUUACUAAAAAAGAACUGGCAUCAACAAUGAACUUUUUUGCUACAUUUCAAUGUUUACAAUCACUGUUAAAUUUUUUAUUCGCAUCUGUCACGGUCAUCUGGUCUGGAGUACUUUUUUAAUCCUUCUACACAGAAAUGUGGUCCAGCAGAAAACAGACAAAACAACUGUUAAAGACAUCAGAAAUGACGCAUGAUUUACGCAAUACCAGUAAAUACAUAGAUAGAUACAGUAGAUAGAUUUCAAAGAACUACAUUCUAGGAUGCAAUGACCCAGAAGUACUUCAAUACUAGGGUGACACCAUACCGUUUGAGUACUGGUAUGUCAGUACUAUAUUUAUCAAUGGUUAAUGUUAUAAACAAUACCGCUGAGGCAUUCUAGGAUUGGCUGAUUCACAAAGUGCUGUAUAUUUUUAGUUCAGCAUCGAUAGCUGUUUCUUUAUGCUGAGUGAAUCUCAUCCUUUUGAAGUGAAUUUUCUGCCAACUCAUUACUUUUGAAAAACUGCUGCUUUCCAUUUUGAAUUUCACGUUUCACAUACUGGUAUGACAAUUAACAACUAGGAUUAUGACGUGUUACCUUAGUCAAUUAAUACAAUGGUGAUUUCUUAUCAGAAUAUAGGUCAGAUUACCAUAAUGUAAGUAACAGUGUCAUUUUCCUCCAUAAUGAGUUUGACAGAAUGUUGCACUUGCAUUUUUUUGUGAAUGUAUGUCGCAGCUGUCAAAAUUUAAUGUCAUUUUGAUGAAGUGUUACUGUACACAAGGUGUCUCAACGAUGAAAUGGUUUUCCUUGAAAUGUCAUGGAUGCUCUGUUUACAUUAUUUUAUCCUCAUGUCCAUCAUGGUUCAAAUAUUCCGUGCAUGUGGACACGAUUUUGUUGCAAUUUGCGUCUUUAUUUUGCUUUUUAAGUCUGGUUUAGCAGUACUACAGUUUUCUCUGGUGUUGUGUAUGUAAUAACUCUGUUCAUUAACUAGAACUUGAUGGCAUAGAUUUCAUUUCUGUUGUUACAUUUCAUUAUUACAUGACUCCUUAUAAAAUUACAGGUCUAUAUUUUGUGUUACACAACUAGUUUAUAUUCAACACAUGUCUGCUUAGCUAAAAUCAUUACUUGAAGAACUAAAAUCUGUGAAAAUGUAUUUAUGAUGUCACGUAAGAUAAAACACCUUGCUGACCAAUAGUCAAAAUUAUUGUCCUUCAGUACUUUGGACCUUUGGGCCUUAACACCUUCCUAUGAACUGCUUGAUGUAUCCUCACCAAACUUUUUCUGUAGCAUCUUUGAUUGGACCUCAGACCUUUUCAAGUAGUCCAUCUUGACCCAUGGUAGGGGCCAUCAGAGCCAAAAA